AUGGAAGCACACCGCUCCAACAACACGCCUCUCCGCACUGAUAUUUCCACUGGAGCUUCUGCCCGGUCCGCAUCUGCAUCUGCUGCAAGUGCAAGUGCCAGUGCAGGAGUGGAGCGAGGAGAAGCAGCAACGCCAACCGCACUGGCUGUGCUGGCGGCGUCACAAGGGGUGGCAGCAGUGAGUGCAGCAGCGGUGGCAGCAGUGCGGAUCUCCACCUUCCACUCCUUCUGCCUGCAGACCCUCAGGCAGUUCGCGCACCUGGCGGGCCUCCCUAAGGACUUCACCGUCUUCCCUCCCAUGAUGCAGCUGCACUUCAUCAUCCGGCGCUUCCUGCACGAGUUUGGCCGCCUGGAAGCCGAGAACGCAGCCAUGCAGGUGCUGCAGGGCUCACGCAAUCUACACCAACCAGCAGCAGCAGCAACAACAGCAGCAUCGGCACGAGCUCCAGACCCAUCUGCCACUGCUGGUGGUGCUGUGAAUCAUGGUGCUGUGCACAGAAGGAGGCGGAUAUCGUUUGGAGGAGACUGUGGAGGAGGAGGGGGGGAGGGCGAGGAGGAUGGUGGGCUGUUUGCGUGGCUGUGGGAGCAGUACCGGCGCCGCCUCAUGCUCAACAAGGCAGUCGACUUCUCGCAGUUCGCCCCCAAGGCGGUGAAGCUGCUGCACGCGCAUCCAGAGAUACUCGCAUCGAGCAGCACGUGCAGCAGGGAGCACGCGCCUAGCAGAGCCCGCACUGCUGCAGCUGCAGCUUCGCCCAGGAACCACCUGCGUGUGUCGCAUGUGCUUGUGGACGAGUUCCAGGACACUGACAGCUGUCAGAUGGAGCUGCUUCUGCUGCUCUGCCGCCCGCUGCCGUCCGCGCCGACCCUGACCCUCGUGGCUGACGAUGACCAGCAGAUCUACUCCUUUCGUGGCGCCAUGGGCCUGCCGAACCUGCGCCGCUUCCUCCGAACCUACCCGCAGGCUCGGACCGUCUGCCUCGACCAGAACUUCCGAAGCUGCGGCUCGGUGGUGGAGGCCGCCCGCCACGUCAUCGCGCACAACCAAUGGCGGCACGCCAAGUGGAUGGUCACAGAAGCGCCAGUGGGCCCGCUUGUCUCCUUAUGCGAGUGCCGCACGGAUCGGUGCGAGGCGGCAGCUGUGGUUGGCAAGAUCUGUCAUCUAGUGGGGUCGUGCGGGGUGCCGGCGAAUCAGAUCGCGAUUCUGUACCGUGUGCAGGCUGUAGGAAAGGUGAUUUGGCAGUAUCUGAAGAGCCAUGGGAUCAAGGUGUCUUCUGCUGCAACUGGAGGAGGGGGAGCAGGAGGCUUUGGAGGUGGAGGAGGGGGAGGAGGAGGAGGGGCGGCAGGGGGAGGGGAAUGGGGAGCAGCAGAGGAGGAUGGGGUAGCAGUAGCUGCAAAUGGCUUUAUAGCAGAGGGGGGUAACAGUGCCACAGCUGGUGGUGCUCGGGGAGGGAGGGGGACGGGGACAGUAGGAGCGGUUUUCCAUGAUAUCCUGGCUCUCCUGCGAUUAGCUGCUAAUGAAUCAGAUGACAUGGCGUGUCGGCAGGUCUUGCGCUUUGUGUGUCCGCCGCCCACCCGCCAGGUGGCAGUUUGUCUGCGCACGCUACAGUGCGCCCCACACCGCAUCUCCCUCCUGCCUGCCGCCCGCAUGACUCGUCUUCACCUCCUCGGCAUCUCCCGCUGCGCCGCCCUCUCCAACGUGUCUUCCACCAACCCAGGCAGUGCUUGUAACGGAUCAGCAGGCAACAGCAGUGCUUUUAACGGAUCACACAUUACCCAUGCACACAACGCAGCCGGCCCCGCAUGGCCCCACACGCUUUCACCAGACGACACGGAGGUUCUAGAGGGAAUAAAGAGGAUGGCUGCAGCAGUCUCUGAGCUGCAAGGUCUUCUGGGCAUCCCCCCGCCUGGCUGGUCCUCUCCCCCUGCUCCUGCCUCCUCUGCUCCUGCCUCUGCAUCGCGCCCCCCUGCAAGCAGCAGGAGGAGAGGCAGUGGUGCUGGGAUUAUGGGUCUGGGUGGUGGGACUACGUCCUUAUCCGCGAUUUUCCACGGAGAAGGAGGAGGGGAGGAGGAGGAGGAUGGGGUGUCCUGUGAGGCUUUGGACAACGGAGGGGUGGUGCUGAGUACGAUUCACCAGGCCAAGGGGCUGGAGUGGCAGGCUGUGAUUGUAGUGAGGGCGAACGAGGGCGUGCUGCCACUGGUGGACUUCAGUAGAGUCACACAGGCCCCUGCCACUGCCGCCACCACCAACUACUCGCCCACGCCCCAAACCCUACAACCGACAACAGCGACAACGACAGCAGAAGCAGCUGCAGCUGCAGCAGCAGCACAGGGGGGAUCAUCGCGACCAGGUGCCUAUACGGCAGGUGGGGCAGUGGCAGGAAGAGAGGGGUGUGGGCGUGAGUGUGGGUUGCGGCCCCUGCCUCUGCUGCCUGCCAUGCCCCCGGACUACGACGCUCAUCUGGAGGAGGAGGUGAGCUGA
Molecule: messenger RNA, 2478 nt
Organism: Closterium sp. Naga37s-1
Lineage: Eukaryota; Viridiplantae; Streptophyta; Zygnematophyceae; Desmidiales; Closteriaceae
Source: the annotation of a GenBank genome assembly